AUGUUGUGUAUUCUUAGGCCAAUAUGGAGUUGGAUGUAGGCAAGAUUGGUUCUGUUUUAAGCAAUACAAACGCAAAGUUAAGCGAUAGGUAUCGCGCUUUGUUUAUGCUGAAAAAUAUCGGAGGAAAAGAUGCGGUGACUGAAAUAUCUCGUUGUCUUGUCGAUAAAUCAGAGUUACUGAACCAUGAACUUGCGUAUUGUCUGGGACAAAUCAACAGUGAUCACGCGCUACCAAAGUUGUCGGCCAUUUUGAAAAACAAGAACCUGUCGACCAUUCUUCGCCAUGAAGCAGCAGAAGCUAUUGGAGCAAUUGGAAGCCUGGAGAGUCUUUCUCUCCUUCAGGAUUAUACUGCAGAUCCAGUCCGGGAAGUUGCUGAAACUUGCCAGCUUGCAGUUACGAGGGUGAAAUGGUUAAACUCUUCAGAUUCCAAGGAACCAGUGAUUCCAAACCCAUUUUCAUCCAUUGACCCUGCCCCUGCUGGCAGUGCUGAUAACAGGAAUAUAAGUAGCCUUCAAGAAAUGCUGGUCAACACUGAGUUAUCGUUAUUUGAUCGUUACCGUGCUAUGUUCUCUCUACGUAAUAUUAACAGCAAUGAAUCAGCGACGGCACUCGCUGUCGGUCUACAGUGCUCGGACAGCGCUCUUUUUCGUCACGAGGUGGCGUAUGUACUCGGGCAAAUGCAGAAGAGUAACACCGUGCCCCAACUAACGGCUUCUUUAUCAGAUCUCCAUGAGAACUGUAUGGUUCGGCACGAGUGCGCUGAAGCGUUGGGUUCGAUCGCAACUGGCGAUUGUUUAAAAACAUUGGAAGAAUUUAAGCGUGACGAAAACACCGUUGUCCGUGAAAGUUGUGAAGUAGCACUCGAUAUGUUGGAAUAUGAAAACAGCAGUGAAUUCAAUUAUUCCAUUGUUACAUCAUAAUACAUGUUUGUUAUCAUUAGUUUAAUAAAUUGUGCUGCUAUAGAAAUCCUAUAGAAAGGCAGUACAUGUUGUUUACUCUAUCUUUAAACAAACUAGGAUAGGCAAUCGAAAAAAAAGUGUUUUUUAACUGUGGGAAAUAAUUGGCUCUUUUUACUUUAUUAGUUGAUAUUAACCCAUUGGCUUUGUUUUAGUAAGUUAUUAAAUAAUAUAAAACAUGCUUGUCAUUAAAUUAGUAGUGAAUAUUUUUUUAGUAAGUUUCGAAAUUUCUUACCAGAGAACGGAGCCAGAGACCUUGGAUACUUUGUAGAGAUAAUAAUAUGAACAUUGCUUGUAGCUUGUUCAUAAAUUACCAAUUCAUUACUGCCAAUCUGCCAUAAUGUUACCAUUUACAAUUUCAAUAAUAGAUUCAGUGCCAACUUUAGUUUACAAGUGCUAUCGUACCAUGUUUAACUCUUCUUGUCUUAUUACA
Messenger RNA from Ciona intestinalis (vase tunicate), 1389 nucleotides. RefSeq names its product deoxyhypusine hydroxylase. The record is from RefSeq and is a predicted model, not a curated record. NCBI's taxonomy places the organism in Eukaryota, Metazoa, Chordata, Ascidiacea, Phlebobranchia, Cionidae. Gene Ontology annotation, biological process: peptidyl-hypusine biosynthetic process. Gene Ontology annotation, molecular function: deoxyhypusine monooxygenase activity.